This is a messenger RNA of Stegostoma tigrinum, 1813 nucleotides long. Its product is annotated as bile salt-activated lipase-like. The transcript is spliced from 11 exons. Gene Ontology annotation, cellular component: synapse; postsynaptic specialization membrane; cell surface. Gene Ontology annotation, biological process: chemical synaptic transmission; postsynaptic membrane assembly; synaptic vesicle endocytosis. The record is from RefSeq and is a predicted model, not a curated record. The coding region runs from base 83 to 1693 and encodes 536 amino acids. NCBI's taxonomy places the organism in Eukaryota, Metazoa, Chordata, Chondrichthyes, Orectolobiformes, Stegostomatidae. Gene Ontology annotation, molecular function: sterol ester esterase activity; neurexin family protein binding; cholinesterase activity.
CCUCGGAGUGUCUGAUGGGAUGGUAUAGAGGGAGCUUUACUCCAUAUCUAACCCUGUGCUGUCCCUGUCCUGGGAGUGUUUGAUGGGGACAGUGUGCUGGGAGCUUUCCUCUCUGGGGGUAGUGGAAACUGAAGGUGGCCGUGUGGAAGGAAUCAAUAAAAGGGAUGGGUUUUUCGCCUCAGUGGAUAUUUUUAAAGGGAUUCCUUUUGCUGCAAAACCGGAGCGAUUUGUAAAAGCUGCACCUCAUCCCGGAUGGACUGAUGUACUGAAGGCCAAAGAUUUUAAACCCAGAUGUUUGCAGACAACCCUGUCACAAAAGGAAGUCUUUGGGAGCGAGGAUUGUCUCUACCUGAACAUCUGGGUCCCUCAUGGCAGCAAAGUGUCCACUAACCUGCCUGUCAUGGUCUGGAUCUUUGGAGGAGGCUUCCUGAUGGGAGCAGGACAUGGAGCCAACUUCCUGAAAAACUACCUGUAUGAUGGGCGGGAGAUUGCUACGCGUGGGAAAGUGAUUGUUGUAUCUUUCAACUAUCGGCUUGGCCCACUGGGCUUCCUGAGCACGGGGGAUACCAAUGCCCCAGGGAACCAAGCUCUAUGGGACCAGCACAUGGCCAUCAGUUGGGUGAAGAGGAAUAUCGCAGCCUUUGGUGGGGACCCAGAUAAUAUCACCCUCUUUGGAGAAUCAGCAGGAGGAGCGAGUGUCUCCUUGCAGACUUUGACACCAUACAACAAAGGACUAAUAAAGCGAGCUAUUUCACAGAGUGGGGUAGCGAUUUGUGGCUGGGCAGUUCAGAGAAAUCCCAUGCACUGGGCCCAGCAGCUUGCUCAGAAGGUUGGCUGUCCCAUAGAUGACCCUGCUAUCAUGGUGGCCUGUUUGAAGAUCACUGACCCCAAAGCUGUCACUCUGGCUAUUCCCUUGAAGCUUAUCAACUUGGAAGCUCCACUUGUGUCCUAUCUGAUAUGGUCUCCAGUCAUUGAUGGGGACUUCCUUCCUGAUGAACCAAGGAAGCUCUAUCACAAUGUUGCUGGUGUCGGUUACAUUGCUGGGGUUAACAAUAUGGAUGGACAUAUUUUCGCUGGCUUGGAUGUUCCUUCAAUCAAUCAGGCUGGGCUAGGAAAGACCUAUCCGAGCGACUUGUAUCAUCUUAUUCGAGGUCUGACCAUUGACAAAGGUGUUAAAGCUGCCAACUUAACUUAUGAACAUUACACCAAGGACUGGCCUGCUGAUCCGAGUCAAGAGCUCAUCAAAAGGACAGUGGUGAACCUGGAGACAGAUGUCUUGUUCUUGGUGCCCACACAACUAGCUCUGGAUCUUCACUAUCAACAUGCUCAGGGAGCUGGGACGUACAGCUACCUGUUUUCUUACCCCUCUCGGGCUCCCAUAUACCCCAAAUGGAUGGGAGCUGAUCAUGCUGAAGACCUCCAAUAUGUCUUUGGGAAACCAUUCUCCACUCCGCUUGGGUACCGGCCAAGGGAAAGAGAAGUCUCGAGAAAUGUAAUCGCCUACUGGACCAACUUUGCUCACACAGGUGAUCCUAAUAGGGGCGGCUUGGACGUACCCACACCUUGGAUCCCUUAUACAUCGCUGUACACCCAAUAUCUGGAAAUUAACAAGGACAUCGACAUGAGCUCUGUAAAGCAAAGGCUUCGCUAUGAUACAGUCAACUUCUGGAACCAGACCUAUACUGCUAUAUAGCAGUGACACCUUAACCCUGCACGGACAGGUUUAAUCAGUAUGUUACUCUGAAAUAAACCUUUAAAGUGUGCUGUUCUUGUGGACGUUUACCUUGGCCUGUUUGGUUGAGUUGAGUUGACU